Messenger RNA from Medioppia subpectinata, 753 nucleotides. The record is from the annotation of a GenBank genome assembly. Lineage: Eukaryota; Metazoa; Arthropoda; Arachnida; Sarcoptiformes; Oppiidae.
AAUACUUUAUUAAACAAAAGUAAUUAUUGUUUAUAAAAAUAUAUUUAACAAACAUAAUUAUAAAUAACUAAGUUUAACAUAAUGCUUUUGGUUAACAUUAUCCUCGCUAUUACUGUAUGCGUGAUUGGCUUGAGCCGGGCCGCACCGGCAACCACCAUGGGCACAUCAUCAACACCCCAAUGCCCUAAUGUCAACGGAAUGACCACUAUUGAUACGACAAAGCUGAUGGGUCUGUGGUAUCUUGUGGCAAUGACACCUAGCCCGAUUAAUCAGACAUGUCCACUGCAAUGCCCGCGAUUGACCUUUUCGCAAUCAACCAGCAGUACCUAUAAUUUUCUGUUUACUACUAAUAUUACAGGGCAAACCCAACCAAUUACUAUCGGUCUAUCUGAUCUCCCUAUAACUCCUGUGGUCAGCCCAUUCAAUUUAAGCAUGGAUAUUUUGGGAACUUUAAUUGACAUACAAUCGAUGAUACUAAACACCGAUUACACGAACUACAUGCUUAUGUAUACUUGUUCGAUUGUUAACACAACACUAGUUGAGACAUUUGACGUGUUUGGUCGGCAGCCAAGUAUGGCCUCCAUAUCCGCCGGUACUAUGAAUGCAAUACAGCAGUCCAUUGGGUCCACAACCGGACUGACCAAUAAUGAGUUUUAUAAUUUUACUCAAACUUGUUAAAUUAGCAAUGCAAACUUUGUUAGUUAUUUUUGUUGAGCUAUUUUAAUUUUAUGCAAAUCGUGAUUAUAAUUAGAG